Messenger RNA from Choloepus didactylus (southern two-toed sloth), 2287 nucleotides. Its product is annotated as leukocyte immunoglobulin-like receptor subfamily B member 3. The record is from RefSeq and is a predicted model, not a curated record. The coding region runs from base 115 to 2046 and encodes 643 amino acids. Gene Ontology annotation, biological process: cytokine-mediated signaling pathway. Gene Ontology annotation, molecular function: inhibitory MHC class I receptor activity. NCBI's taxonomy places the organism in Eukaryota, Metazoa, Chordata, Mammalia, Pilosa, Megalonychidae. The transcript is spliced from 12 exons.
AUAACCCCGUGAUGGUAGGACCAGCCUCCCAGCGGCCACAUCCUGUGUGUCUGUCUGUCCUGCUGGGCAUUGAGGUCUCAUCCAGCUCAGCUGGACCUGGUGGGAGGAGACGCCAUGAUCCCCAACCUCACGGCCCUGCUCUGCCUCGGGCUGAGUUAUGGACAGAGGAUCCGAGUGCCGGCAGGGACCCUCCCCAAACCUGCCAUCUGGGCUGAGCCAGGCUCUGUGAUCGCCUGGGGGAGGCCCGUGACCAUCUGGUGUCAGGGGACCCUGGAGGCCGAGGAGUACCGUAUGGACAGAGAGGGAAGCCCAGCACCCUGGGACAGACAGAAGCCCCUGGACCCCAGGAAAAAGGCCAAGUUCUCCAUCCCACGCAUGACAGAGACCUAUGCGGGGCGAUACCUCUGCUACUAUGGCAGUUCCACUGACUGGUCAGCACGCAGUGACCCCCUGGAGCUGGUGAUGAUAACAGGAUCCUACAGCAAACCCACCCUCUCUGCCCUGCCAAGCCCUGUGGUGACCUCAGGAAGAAACGUGACCCUCCAGUGUAGCUCACAGAGGGGAUUUGGAAGGUUCGUUCUGUCUGAAGAAGGAGAACACAAGGGCUCCUGGACCCAGGAAACAGAGCUAAACUCCUAUGCGGAGUCCCAGGCCCUGUUCCCCAUGAGCUCCAGCCACAGGGGGAUGCUCAGGUGCUUUGGCUACUACAGGAACAGACCCCACGUGUGGUCAGAACCUAGUGACCCCCUGGAGCUCCUGGUCCCAGGUGUGUCCAGGAAGCCAUCCCUCCUGGCCCAGUCGGGCCCCAUCGUGGCCUUGGGACAGAGCCUGAACCUCCAGUGUCGCUCUGACGUCAGCUAUGACAGAUUCGCUCUGUACAAGGAGGGGGCUCGUGACCCCACCCAGCGCCUCGGCCGGCAGCCCCAGGGGGGGCUCUCUCAGGCCGAUUUCCCCCUGGUCCAUGUGAGCAGCACCCAUGGGGGCAGUUACAGAUGCUACGGUGGACACAACCUCUCCUCCAAGUGGUCGGCCCCCAGUGAGCCCCUGGACAUCUUCAUUGCAGGGGAGCUCCCUUCCACACCCUCCCUCUCUGCCCAGCCGGGCCCCAAUGUGUCCUCAGGAGACAACGUGACCCUGCGCUGUCAAUCACGGAACCAGAUGGACAGUUUCCUUCUGUCCAAGGAGGGGGGAGCCAGCCCCACCUUGCAUCUUAGAUCCUGGCACCGAGCCCAGAUGUUCCUGGUCGACUUCACUGUGAGCUCCGUGACCUCAGGCCAUGGGGGCACCUACAGGUGCUACGGCUCACGCAGCUCCAAACCCUACCUGUUGUCUUGGCCCAGUGCCCCCCUGGAGCUCGUGGUGUCAGGAGCCCCUGGGAGCCCCAGAUCCUCACCUGCAGAGCCCAACUCAACACCUGGUCUCAGAAGGUACCUGAACAUUCUGAUCGGGGUCUCAGUGGCCAUUGCCCUGCUCAUCUUCCUCUUCCUCUUCCUCUUCCUCCUCAUCCGACACCAGCACCAGAGAAAACACAGGAAGACAGGGGCUGCAGAUUCAGAAGCUGAGGCCAGAGACUUGCAGAAAAGAUCCAGCACUGCUGACUUCCAGGAGGAGAACCAGUAUGCUGCUGUGGGAGACUGCAAGCCUGAGGAGGACAGACAGCUGGUCAGUCGGGGUUCUGAAGAUCAAGACCCACAGAGAGCAACGUAUGCCCAGGUGAACAAAAAAAGAGUUAGACAGCAAGUGGCCCCCCUUCCUUCCCUCCAUUUGGGAGAAUUGCUGGAUGUGAAAGACACACAAGUGGAAGAGGACAGGCAGAAAGACAGUCAGGUCUGUCCUUUCUUCUUUAGGCUCCCCACCCCAGUCUCUUCCCUGUCUCCUCACUCUCCCCCCACUCCCCAGGCUGCUGCAGGUGAAGACCCCAAGGACGUGACUUAUGCCCAGCUGAGCAACUUGACUCCUGGAGGGGAGACACCCACACCCUCUUCCUACCAAGCAGGGGAUCUCCCUGCUCAGCCCAGUGUGUAUGCCGUGCUGGCCAACCGAUAGCCCCGGACAAGACCCAGACACCCACACUCCAAGGAAGAGAUGUCAGGGUCUCCCACAUUCAUUCGUUCACCUGGAAAACAGUGGAGCUGCCUCCAUGGAUCUCAGCUAAUGAAUCCCAGUCAGGACCCUUUAAAUGCAAGAAGGAUAUUCUGGAAUUGUUGAAAUAAUUCUACAGACAAAGAUAAAUAAUAUCCCUAUAUUUUUGGAAAUAGACAAUGCACUUAUAAAGCUCACAAAUGAA